Molecule: messenger RNA, 1719 nt
Organism: Pestalotiopsis fici W106-1
Lineage: Eukaryota; Fungi; Ascomycota; Sordariomycetes; Amphisphaeriales; Sporocadaceae
Exons: 3
Coding region: 1-1719 (572 amino acids)
Biological process (GO): defense response; superoxide anion generation
Cellular component (GO): plasma membrane; NADPH oxidase complex
Molecular function (GO): superoxide-generating NAD(P)H oxidase activity
Source: RefSeq, a predicted model, not a curated record
AUGUCUGGAUACGGAAUGAUGGACUAUGGGGAGAAGCAGACGGAGCGGUCAAGAUGGACGCCUCUGAACAGAAUCUUGCUCUCGGGUGAGAUGACCCAGGAGAGGCAAAAGGAAUUGACAAUGAGCGAGCGGUUCGACCGAUGGAUGAUCAACGAGGGUUACCGAAGAUUCUUCGUUUUUGUCUUCAUGGCUUUGCACGCCAUGGUUUUUGCUUUUGGUUUCGUCAAUUACGCUGUCAAGGACAACUUGCAAGGCGCUCGUGACACUUUUGGCCCGACUUACAUGAUUGCCAGAUCUGCCGCCCUGGUUCUCCACAUUGAUGUUGCCCUGGUUCUUUUGCCCGUCUGCAGAACCUUUAUUUCUAUCGCACGACAGACGCCACUCAAUGGUAUUAUCCAAUUCGACAAGAACAUUACCUUUCACAUUACUACAGCUUGGUCCAUCUUCUUCUUUUCAUGGGUCCACACGAUUGCUCACUGGAACAACUUCGCUCAAAUCGCAGCCAAGAACAACUUGGGCAUUUAUGGAUGGCUUCUCGCCAACUUCACUUCCGGGCCCGGUUGGACCGGCUACAUCAUGCUGAUUGCGCUCACGGGAAUGGUUAUCACGUCAUACGAAAAACCACGCCGUGCCAACUAUGAGCGCUUCUGGUAUACGCACCACAUGUUUAUCGUCUUCUUCCUCUUCUGGUCCUUCCACGGAGCUUUCUGUAUGAUUCAGCCUGACACUGCACCAUACUGCAUUUCGGUCGGUACUACAGCUAUCGGUGUCUUCUGGCAGUACUGGAUGUAUGGAGGUUUCAUCUACCUGGCAGAGCGUGUCGCGCGUGAAAUCCGUGGACGCCACAAGACUUAUGUUUCCAAGGUUAUCCAACACCCUAGCAACGUCUGCGAGAUUCAGAUUAAGAAGGAGAACACCAAGACCAGAGCUGGACAAUACAUCUUUUUCUGCUGUCCCGAGGUAUCGUUGUGGCAGUAUCACCCCUUCACUUUGACCAGUGCGCCCGAGGAGGAUUACAUCUCGAUCCAUAUGCGUGUCGCUGGUGACUUUACCACGGCCGUAGCGACGACUCUCGGCUGCGAUUUCGGCAAGAAGGGUGACAAGUCCAAGGUUGUCGGUGUCGAUGCCCAGGAUGGCGAUGUCGACCCCGCCCUGAAGCGUGUCCUGCCCCGUGUCUACGUCGAUGGACCUUUCGGUUCUGCCUCGGAAGACGUGUUCAAAUACGAGGUUGCAGUUCUCUGUGGUGCUGGUAUUGGUGUCACACCUUUUGCCUCCAUUUUGAAGUCUAUUUGGUACCGGAUGAACUACCCGCAGAAGAAGACGCGACUCGGCAAGGUCUAUUUCUUCUGGAUCUGCAGAGAUUUCGGCUCUUUCGAGUGGUUCCGUUCGCUUCUGCUUGCUAUUGAGGCCCAGGAUGUCGACGGACGUAUUGAGAUCCACACGUAUCUUACAGCCAAGAUCAAGGCCGACGAUGCCACUAACAUCAUGAUCAAUGAUGCCAAUGCCGACAAGGACACCAUUACCGGCCUGAGGAGUCCAACCAACUUUGGCCGCCCCAACUGGGACAUGAUCUUCCGUGGUAUCAGAAAGCUUCAUGCACCCGCCGAAGCUGGUGUGUUCUUCUGUGGACCCAAGGGUCUGGGUAGUGCGCUUCACAUCUUCUGUAACAAAUACAGUGAACCUGGAUUCUCUUUUGUCUGGGGUAAGGAGAACUUUUAA